AUUUGAAAAAAGUACAUCCGAUAUUCCAGCAUAAAUAAAUAUAAAAGAAUAAUAAAUAUAUAAUUAGGCCUAUAAUUCAUCCAAAUUGGUAUUACAUUUUUUUUCUUCAAAAGAAUGGGCUAAAUGGCUCACACAGACAGAAGAGUUCUCGGUGUUUCUAAACUUCAAAGCAAAUAAUUGUUUACUUUUGGACACCCAUGGAGCGUAAAUAUGAUUAAAAAUAUCCUGUUUCCUAGUGUAAGUAGGAUGUGCUUUUUAUAUAUGGUCAUGCGCUUGUCAUUUUUGUAUUGUAACUUCAGAUAUUAUUAUUAAAAUAAAGUUAAUUUACAUUAUUAUUAUUAACACAUGUCAUUAUUGCUGUUUAAGUUAAAAAAACUUUAAUUUAUGAAAUAAAAAAUUAUUUUUUGACAUGCCUUGGGCUUUGCCUUACUUACUAAGGCUAAGGCCUUACGUGAUUAUACUCAUCAUAGUCAUACGUCAAACUAUUACUAUUAGAUUAAUACUUAUUCUAGGGGACAACUCCUUCAUUGCCAUUUAUUGGCCUUACAUUUACAUCAUCAUACUACGAUCAUACGUACCGUAUAGUAAAUAGUCAUAUUUUUUAAUAGUUAAGUACCUAAAAUGUCGCCCAAAAUGAAAUUAUAGCUUUAACUUCAGAGCUAAAUGUUGAGAUAGGCCCUUACUUAACAAGCAAAAAUAUUGUCAGGAUAGCCAAUUUAUGGCUGUAAGUAGGUCAAUACUAAAGGAAUUAAUUAAAUGUUAAAAUUAAUGAAUCAUUGAAUGAAUGAUUGAAAAUGCAUAUUUGAUAUUUGUUAUCUUUAAUUUUUACAUUUAUCAAUUAAUAAUUUAAAAGAUGGUCACUUGUGUCCAGUGAAAAUCAAUAGUUUUACUUUUAGGUAUGUUUAGUCCUAACUCCUAACCAACAGUAAAUGAUAAAUGAAAAUGUCAACAAGCCUACAUUACUAAGGAAGUAAAUUGACAAAGUUAAAAAUAAAAAUGCAUUAUCAGAAGCAGUAUCAAUCACAAUAUGGUAAAUGCUUGUAUUUUAAUUGGGAAACCAGAUCAGGUAACUUUAAAAAAACAACAUUAUUUUUAAACAAAAUUAUAGUGGGAAAAUAUUCAAAAGUCUCAAUGUAGGCAAAUUAUUAAUAUGAUCAGAUCAGUAUCAGGAUGAUGAUGAUUUCUAUUUCAUUAUUUCUAUUAAAUAAUUAAAUAAUAAAAAUAAAAUAAUUCAAUUUUGUUAUAGUUAUAUUUUAACAUUAUCAUUCAUUUUGCCUAACUCUGUAUAUACUGGACACUUUACUUAACCACGGCCUAAAUAAUGAAGUAUUUUGUACUCUUGUAGGUAGUUUUUAAAAAAAAUUCCAUUUGAUAGAAGAUUGAGAAGUGAGUGAUAAGCUUGCACUUAACUUAAAUUUAGUUAAUGGGGGGUGGGGGGGGGGGGGUCUAAAAUCUGAAGGGUUUUGGAAACUCUGAUCCAGAAAUAAAGCAUUUUCAAGGAUGAGCUUAGAUGCAAAGUUAAUAUUCUAUACCUUAGACAGCUCAUAUUUAUUUUUCUUAUCUCUGUGAUUUUGUUUUAUCUUUAGAUUGUCUAGUAACUGUCACAUGAAGAAUUCGAGAUAAGGAAACUGCUGAUUUUUAAAUAAUGAAAAAAAUAAAAUAAAGUAACAUCUGAUACAGAACCAUUUUUUUUACGUAGCCGGACUUGGGAUUAGUUCUUUUGUUCCAUGACUGCCAGCACUUUAACUUUAAAAAAUUGAACAAGGUAAGGUUUCCAGUAAUUAUUCAUUUUUUGUUAAAAUACUUCGCUAAGCUCUGCUAUUAGUGUUGCUUAUAUUUGUCACUCAGAAAGAAAGUAAAUUUUUUAAAAAAAUGACUGUUAGGUAUGUUUUAUAAGGAGAGUAAAAACAUAUCAAUUCCUUGGCUCCAAAAACCCAUCAAAUUCUUGAAACAUGUGUGUAAGUUUAGCUUUUUAGCCGACACAGAAAGUAGCCAAUAUUCCCAUAUGUACUUUGUUUUGGAACAUGAACUACAACAUAAAGAAAACUAUGUGUCAUUGCAGACACAAUUUUUUCGUUGGUUGGCUAUUCUGUGCUUUAAAGUAGAAGCCUAUGGUUCAGCUAUAAAUAACUGUCUAAAGAUGUCAUCGGAGAUAUCAAAGUUACCAAGUAAAGUAAUAGUCUAAUAUCUUUGUCCAGAACAAUCAUCCAAACUGAAAGUUAUACAAGAAAAUGUUACUAUUUGACUUCCAUUAAUUAUAACUAAGUUUCACUGGUAUUGCAUACUUAGAGAAGUUAUUAAGCUAUUAAUACUAAAAAGGAAAUGAGUAAAACAAAGUAUGGGAAAACCUGAAAAAAAGGAACACAGCAAAACAAUGCAUACUGUGUUACUCAUUUCCUUUUUUGCUAACCUGAUUGCAGCCUCUCCCCCAUAUCAUCAUAAAACUAAAAAGUAGUGUUUCAAUGAAUCGAGAGCAAGCAACCCACUAAUAAAUUGUAACUCAGAAAAAUUAUUUUGGGAAGUUACAGCUUGAUUUAAUAUGACAUCCUGUUCUUCGAGGGGUUGUGCUUACAAUCAAGCAACAAGUGCCAUCCAUAAAUGAUGUCACAUAAAUUUUGCAGAUUUUUUACCGCAACCCCGCCACCCCCCCCCCCCCCNNNNUACCACAAUCAUCACAAAUUGUCACAAAAAAAUUUGACCCCCCCCCCCCCCCCUCAAAUAUAACGUCACAAACAAACAACCUCUGGUUCCCUUCCUCCAUGACAUCCUGUAACUUGGACCUGGCCUACCUCUGAUUCCUCACCUUCGUGACAUCCUGUAACUUGGACCUGGCCUACCUCUGUUUCCCCACCUUCUUGACAUCCUGUAACUUGGACCUGGCAUUCCUCUGAUUCAGUCUGUGAUUUGUAGUUUAAAAAUAAAAUGUUGAAUAAUGUGAAAAGUAUCUGUGUGUUAUUAAUUACAAUUUUUUUUUUAAAGAAUGUGAUGUCACAUUGCUUAACACCCCCACCCCCAUCACACAUCGUCACAAAAAAGUGACCCCCUGCCCUUAGAGACGUGACUUCAUUUAUGGAUGCCCCUCAACCAGUAUCACCAAAUUUUUCAUCAUGGUCUUGUGCCUAGGAAUGAUGCUUUACACAUUCUGUACCAAAGUUUCAACUUUCUUACUUUUUUAGGACAUUGCUGAAUACUUUUAUUAUUUUGUUUGUUUUCAUUUUAAGACAGCGCUGAGGCUUCCACAUCUAAAAUGCUGACCAGCUUAGGCACUUACGCCAGGAACUAUUUUGUGCUUGUCGGGCUACAGUUGACAUUUGUGUACCCAAACUUGGCUCAGGUGCACACAAUUAUUGAUGGGGAGCUGAUAGGAAUGACCAAGUCUGCCGACCCUGCUGAAGUGUGCACGUAAGUUAAUAAAACAAUAUACAUUUACAUGGAUAGCUCUUGCCACAUUGGUCCAGCAAUAGAAUGCACACAGGCGAAAUGGUACAUUGGUCCACCAAUAGGAUGCACACUGGCAAAAUUGCCACAUUUGUCCAGCAAGAGAAUGCACACAGUCGAAAUUGCCACAUUGGUCCAGCAAUAGAAUGCACACUGGCGAAAUUGCCACAUUGGUCCAGCAAUAGAGUGCACACAGGGAAAAUUGCCACAUUGGUCCAGCAAUAGAGUGCACACAGGCGAAAAUGCCACAUUGGUCCAGCAAUGGAGUGCACACAGGCAAAAUUGCCACAUUUGUCCAGCAAUAGAAUGCGCACCGGCAAAAUUGCUACAUUGGUCCAGCAAUAGAAUGCAUACCGGCGAAAUUGCCACAUUUGUCCAGCAAUAGAAUGCACACAGUCGAAAUUGCCACAUAGGUCCAGCAAUAGAGUGCACACCGGUGAAAUUGCCACAUUGGUCCAGCAAUAGAAUGCACCAUUCAUGAGUAAGUGUAAAUAUAGCACACCAUUCAUGAGUAAGUGUAAAUAUAGCACACCAUUCAUGAGUAAGUGUAAAUAUAGCAUACCAUUCAUGAGUAAGUGUAAAUAUAGCACACCAUUCAUGAGUAAGUGUAAAUAUAGCAUACCAUUCAUGAGUAAGUGUAAAUAUAGCACACCAUUCAUGAGUAUGUGUAAAUAUUGCACACCAUUCAUGAGUAAGUGUAAAUAUAGCACACCAUUCAUGAGUAUGUGUAAAUAUAGCACACCAUUCAUGAGUAAGUGUAAAUAUAGCACACCAUUCAUGAGUAUGUGUAAAUAUAGCACACCAUUCAUGAGUAAGUGUAAAUAUAGCACACCAUUCAUGAGUAUGUGUAAAUAUAGCACACAAUUCAUGAGUAUGUGUAAAUAUAGCACACCAUUCAUGAGUAUGUGUAAAUAUAGCCCACCAUUCAUGAGUAUGUGUAAAUAUUGCACACCAUUCAUGAGUAUGUGUAAAUAUUGCACACCAUUCAUGAGUAUGUGUAAAUAUUGCACACCAUUCAUGAGUAUAUGUAAAUAAUGCAAACCAUUCUUCAAUAUGUGUAUGUUUGGCCACCAUUGGCUAUAUUUUAUUAAUAGUGUUAACUUUUUCUGUCACAUUUUAGAGGUUUAAGUUAAAUUUUUUUGUUCUAUGUUUAUUCCUUUAUAUACCAGUGACAAACUGCCUUCAAAGACUGCUGUUUAUUAGUAGAGCAGACCUGUUUACCCUCAAACUCUUAAAAUCAUACAAUAUCAUCAAACAAUCGUUCAAUCCAUUCUCUUGAUAGAAAAAUAAACAUACAGUAGUUAUAAUGUAUACACCUCAAAAUCGUACAUUGUACACCAAAAUCGUAACAGUAAACAGGUCUGGUAGAGCAUAAAAUUUCAUUAUUACUGACAUGAAACCACUGAAAUUUCAGAUUCACUUUAGUUGAAAGUGUGCCAGAAAACCUGACCUACUCUCCCACCGACCCAAGGCUCAUGUCCACUUACGCAGCUCAUAAGAGAUUGUUGGAGAGAGCCAAGAAAAGUAUUCACCUAUCCACCUUCUAUUGGUCAUUGCUUGGAUCAGACACCCCUGUCAGUGACUACAGUGCCUCUCAGGUCAAUACAUUGUAUAGAAAAUUGUAUUUAUCUUGGGGCUGUCCUAUUAAAACCAGUGUUCAGAUUUGAGUUGUGAAAACUUGGUUUAAAGGCUGAUGGCUUUAAAUUGAGAUGAGAUGUGUAUUUCGUACGAAGCAAACUCUUUAAAUGUACGUACCUUUAUAAUACUAAACUCAUCAAGAUCCUUUAUUUGAUUAGGGAAUGGAGUAGCAAUGUGUUUUAUUCCUGAAACUAUGACAUAAAAAGAUGGCUGCCAUUCACUGUUUAUGAAAGUCUGAAAAGCAAGAGGUAAUGAGUUUGAAUUUGUCUGGAGUUAUCCCCAGCUAUUGGCGAACAACCCAAAAGAAUGGAUUGAUUGCCGGAUAGGUGGAUAUUCUUGGAGAGAAUACUUUUUUUUAAUAAUCUUGCAACUGUUUACUCACUGGCAAAGCCAUUUCUCUUAUCAUGGUCAUGAUUAAACCUAAUGCCAUUUCUCUUAACAUGAUCAUGAUUCAACCUAAUGCCCAUUCUCUUAUCAUGGUCAUCAUUAAACCUAAUGCCAUUUCUCUUAACAUGGUCAUGACCUACCGACAAUGCUCUCCAAUGCAUUCACUAAAUAGAAUCCAAAUGUAACAAAUUUAAAAAAAAUUUUUUAUCAUAUCAUCAGGGAGCGGAUAUUUUCCAAACUCUGUUGGCCGUUGUCAAAGCCGGUGUGGUUGAUGUCAAAAUUGUUCAAAACAGCACCUAUAAUGAUACAGAGAAACUGGCCUCGGGUAAUAUUCCAAGUUAAAAAAAAAAAAAAGAAGAAGCUACAAUGAAACCAAAUGUUCAUGUGGAGUAACAUUCAGAAACCAAAAUACUAUGUUACCUUUCACUGCUUAGAUAUGGUUGACACCGUCAUUUUCCUCCGACUCGGUUUCAUUUUAUGACCACAAUCAUCUUGACAUUGUUCCUCUUUAAUCACAGCAUCUUUCUUUAUGUCAUUAGGUAAUUUUCAAAAAAGAUUUUCAAAUAUCAUACAAGUUUUUAUUCUUUCAUUAAAUAAAAUUUCCUUUUUUUUAUUUGGCAGAAAGCUUCAAAAUAUUUUCUUAAAAGUCAAAUCCUACCCAAAAAUCCCUGUCCAUGUUCUUUGCUUCUGUCAGCCAAGCUCAACUCAUUCUUUCAAUGAUCAUCAAGCUGUUAGGAGGCGGCUAGGUCAAACUGUCAGCAUAUUACAAUCUUUUCAGCUGGAGCACAAGUCAGAACCAUAGACUUCCAGAGGCUCUUAAAGUCUGGUGUUAUGCACACCAAGAUGUGGAUCGUUGAUGAUAUGCAUGCUUACUUGGGCAGCUGCAACUUUGAUUGGAGAUCAUACUCACAGGUAGUUAGUAACAUCAAAAUUAAGUUUACAGGAAUCAGCCUUGAGUUUAUAGGAAUCAGCUUUGAGUUUAUAGGAAUCAGCCUUGAGUUUAUAGAAAUCAGCCUUGAGUUUAUAGAAAUCAUCCUUGAGUUUAUAGGGAUGCAAGUAAAACAGAAAUGAAUGAACCAGAUAAUUUUCUAAAUAAAUGUUUUUAAUAAUAUUAAUAUUACAUUCAUUACUGGUAAAUAACUUAUGGUCAAGAAAAUUGUUGUAGUUUUACAAACUUAUUGAAAAGCUCUGAUAAUUUUAUUAGCUUUUUUUGUUUUGCAGAUAAAAGAAACGGGUGUGCUCAUUGAAAAUUGCCCUUCUCUAGUCUCAGAUGCGGCAAAAAUUUUUGAGGCAAGUUACUCGACGUUGUUCUGUCACCAAUGAAAAUGAAGUUGGAACUAAUGUUUCAAAUCUGCCAGAUUCAACACUGCUAUUUUGCAACCGUUUAAUAAUGGCUAAAAAGGUUAAAAAAGUGUGCAAAGUCUGGCUUCAGUAACUGGACAACUGUAAUGGUGACAGUAUACUAUAAUGAUUUUAGCUUUCAGUUAAAAAUAAGGAUUGUUAUUUUAUAGUUCUUUUUAAAUUUAAAUGCAGAGAUUCAUUAUUUCCCUUGUAAGAACACAAAUAGUACAAUUUGCUUACUGUUUAAGGCUUAAAGCGUAUCAACAUUUCUUGGCAGUGGCAUGUCAGCUGGCAGUGGCAUAUCAGCUGGCUGCUGGCAGUGGCAUAUCAGCUGGCUGCUGGCAGUGGCAUAUCAGCUGGCAGUAGGGAGCUUGCCACCGCCAUAGAAUUUUUAGGAACUAAAUCUUUUUUUAAAAAAUUAAAAAAUAAGUCUAAAAAGAAUUAAAAGAUCUCAAAAGAAAUACUUAAAUGUUUCCUGAAUGCCUGCUUCUGAGGACUUUCCCCCACCAGAGGUGGUUAUUAAAGUAAGAGGUAGUCAUGAAAUAUUUAUUAUCAUUAAAAUAAGAGUCAUACCUUUUGUAUUUAGGUUUAUUGGUACCUCUCUGAUGACUCUCGUCCACAAAUUCCCAGUCAGUGGCCUGCAAAUUAUAGCACAGACAUAAAUGCCACAUCGCCACAGACAGUUUAUUAUAACCAAAGCAAGGGGUUAGUCUAUCUAUCAGUGAGUUCAUGUUCUUUGUGUAUGUUCUUCUUGCAAACACAAAAAUGUAAUGAACAACUAGUGUAAAGAACUACAUGUAUUGUAGUAAUGAAUUGUUUGUUUUCAUUGUUUAAUUGAAAUAUGAUCAAUUUUUAAAAAAUUGACUCUUUGUUUAAAAAUCAACAUUGCCGUAUUAGAAAAUGAUAAUGCCAAUAAUUAAUAUAAUAUGAAUUUUUUGAAUACCAAAUACAUUAAUAUUAGUUAAAAAGUUAAAAUCUUUAUAGAGUUCUCCUCCACCGUUCUGCCCUGAUGGUCGAACAAAAGAUCUGGAUGCCAUCGUGAAUGUGAUUCGUGCAGCCAACAAAUUUAUUUACAUUGCUGUCAUGGAUUACCUACCUUUGACUAUUUAUACUCGACCAGAAAAGUAAGGUUUCUAAAGUUUUUUUUUUUUAUUGCAAAUCAUUUGGACAUUCUACCUACCGAUACUUGACUAAUGAAACAAAGUGUUGGACUGCGAUAAAGCUUUCAAAUAGAUUGAUUAGACACCAACACAAAUAGAUUGAUUAGACACCAACACUAAUAGAUUGAUUAGACACCAACACCAAUAGAUUGAUUAGACACAAAGACAAAUAGAUUGAUUAGACACCAACACCAAUAGAUUGAUUAGACACCAACACCAAUAGAUUGAUUAGACACCAACACCAAUAGAUUGAUUAGACACCAACACCAAUAGAUUGAUUAGACACCAACACCAAUAGAUUGAUUAGACACCAACACCAAUAGAUUGAUUAGACACCAACACCAAUAGAUUGAUUAGACACAAAGACAAAUAGAUUGAUUAGACACCAACACCAAUAGAUUGAUUAGACACAAACACCAAUAGAUUGAUUAGACACCAACCCCAAUAGAUUGAUUAGACACCAACAGCAAUAGAUUGAUUAGACACCAAGGCCAAUAGAUUGAUUAGACACCAACACAAAUAGAUUGAUUAAACACCAACACAAAUAGAUUGAUUAGACACCAACACCAAUAGAUUGAUUAGACACCAAGACAAAUAGAUUGAUUAGACACCAAGACCAAUAGAUUGAUUAGACACCAACAGCAAUAGAUUGAUUAGACACCAACACCAAUAGAUUGAUUAGACACCAACACCAAUAGAUUGAUUAGACACCAACAGCAAUAGAUUGAUUAGACACCAAGACCAAUAGAUUGAUUAGACACCAAGACCAAUAGAUUGAUUAGACACCAACAGCAACAGAUUGAUUAGACACCAAGACCAAUAGAUUGAUUAGACACCAACACAAAUAGAUUGAUUAGACACCAACAAAAAUAGAUUGAUUAGACACCAACACCAAUAGAUUGAUUAGACACCAACUGCAAUAGAUUGAUUAGACACCAAGACCAAUAGAUUGAUUAGACACCAACACCAAUAGAUUGAUUAGACACCAAGACCAAUAGAUUGAUUAGACACCAACACCAAUAGAUUGAUUAGACACAAACACCAAUAGAUUGAUUAGACACCAACCCCAAUAGAUUGAUUAGACACCAACAGCAAUAGAUUGAUUAGACACCAAGGCCAAUAGAUUGAUUAGACACCAACACAAAUAGAUUGAUUAAACACCAACACAAAUAGAUUGAUUAGACACCAACACCAAUAGAUUGAUUAGACACCAAGACAAAUAGAUUGAUUAGACACCAAGAACAAUAGAUUGAUUAGACACCAAGACAGAUAGAUUGAUUAGACACCAACACCAAUAGAUUGAUUAGACACCAACACCAAUAGAUUGAUUAGACACCAACAGCAAUAGAUUGAUUAGACACCAAGACCAAUAGAUUGAUUAGACACCAACAGCAACAGAUUGAUUAGACACCAAGACCAAUAGAUUGAUUAGACACCAACACAAAUAGAUUGAUUAGACACCAACAAAAAUAGAUUGAUUAGACACCAACACCAAUAGAUUGAUUAGACACCAACUGCAAUAGAUUGAUUAGACACCAAGACCAAUAGAUUGAUUAGACACCAACAGCAAUAGAUUGAUUAGACACCAAGACCAAUAGAUUGAUUAGACACCAAGACCAAUAGAUUGAUUAGACACCAAGACCAAUAGAUUGAUUAGACACCAAGACAAACAGAUUGAUUAGACACCAAGACCAAUAGAUUGAUUAGACACCAACACCAAUAGAUUGAUUAGACACCAACACCAAUAGAUUGAUUAGACACAAAGACAAAUAGAUUGAUUAGACACCAACACCAAUAGAUUGAUUAGACACAAACACCAAUAGAUUGAUUAGACACCAACCCCAAUAGAUUGAUUAGACACCAACAGCAAUAGAUUGAUUAGACACCAAGGCCAAUAGAUUGAUUAGACACCAACACAAAUAGAUUGAUUAAACACCAACACAAAUAGAUUGAUUAGACACCAACACCAAUAGAUUGAUUAGACACCAAGACAAAUAGAUUGAUUAGACACCAAGACCAAUAGAUUGAUUAGACACCAAGACCAAUAGAUUGAUUGGACACCAACAGCAACAGAUUGAUUAGACACCAAGACCAAUAGAUUGAUUAGACACCAAGACCAAUAGAUUGAUUAGACACCAACAGCAAUAGAUUGAUUAGACACCAAGACCAAUAGAUUGAUUAGACACCAACACCAAUAGAUUGAUUAGACACCAAGACCAAUAGAUUGAUUAGACACCAACACCAAUAGAUUGAUUAGACACCAAGACCAAUAGAUUGAUUAGACACCAAGACCAAUAGAUUGAUUAGACACCAACACCAAUAGAUUGAUUAGACACCAAGACCAAUAGAUUGAUUAGACACCAACACCAAUAGAUUGAUUAGACACCAAGACCAAUAGAUUGAUUAGACACCAAGACCAAUAGAUUGAUUAGACACCAACACCAAUAGAUUGAUUAGACACCAAGACCAAUAGAUUGAUUAGACACCAAGACCAGAUGACUUCCACAUUUUCCUUGAUCCAUCACGGCUGUCAACCAACCAAACCUCCUUGAAUCUGGGCUACAUGUAAAGCUGGUAUUUUGCCUAUCUGGCUGUCAACCAACCAAACCUCCUUGAAGCUGUACCACAUGUAAAGCUGGUAUUUUGUCUAUCUGGCUGUCAACCAACCCAACCUCCUUGAAUCUGUGCUACAUGUAAAGCUGGUAUUUUGUCUAUCUGGCUGUCAACCAACCCAACCUCCUUGAAGCUGUGCUACAUGUAAAGCUGGUCUUUUGUCUAUCUGGCUGUCAACCAACCCAACCUCCUUGAAUCUGUGCUACAUGUAAAGCUGGUAUUUUGUCUAUCUGGCUGUCAACCAACCCAACCUCCUUGAAGCUGUGCUACAUGUAAAGCUGGUAUUUUGUCUAUCUGGCUGUCAACCAACCAAACCUCCUUGAAGCUGUGCUACAUGUAAAGCUGGUAUUUUGUCUAUCUGGCUGUCAACCAACCCAACCUCCUUGAAGCUGUGCUACAUGUAAAGCUGGUAUUUUGUCUAUCUGGCUGUCAACCAACCAAACCUCCUUGAAGCUGUGCUACAUGUAAAGCUGGUAUUUUGUCUAUCUGGCUGUCAACCAACCCAACCUCCUUGAAGCUGUGCUACAUGUAAAGCUGGUAUUUUGUCUAUCUGGCUGUCAACCAACCAAACCUCCUUGAAGCUGUGCUACAUGUAAAGCUGGUAUUUUGUCUAUCUUUUUGUACAAAUGUCCUGAUAUUAAUAAACUUCUGUCACAAAUCCUGUUUAAAUAUUACUUAAGGUAACAGGGAGGGGAUGACAUGACAACUAACUUUAGGUUUAAUUAAUGAUGAAAUACCUCGCUCCUGUUGUUGGCCCAUUUUGUACAAUAAUUAUUUUGCUGAUUUAUUGCAGAUAGCUAUAGCACCUAAUUCUUGACCAUUAAAAUUAACAAGUAUAAAUUAAUACUUUAUCAGUGCUUAUUAUAGCGGCUGAAACUUCCAUAAACUUUUUUUUUUUUUUACGUCUCUGCUGCCAUUCCCAUAAAUUAGUUUGCUGCAUCUUGACUUCAGUGUGAAUAUCAUUUUACUUCUGUCAGUACAGCAGAACUGCCAUGGACAUCUUUCUACUCCUUUAGCCUCAUUUCUCCCUACUCCCUUAGCCUAGGUUCUCUCUACUCCCUUAGCCUCAUUUCUCUCUACUCCCUUAGCCUCAUUUCUCUCUACUCCCUUAGCCUCAUUUCUCUCUACUCCUUUAGCCUCAUUUCUCCCUACUCCCUUAGCCUAGGUUCUCUCUACUCCCUUAGCCUCAUUUCUCUCUACUCCCUUAGCCUAGGUUCUCUCUACUCCCUUAGCCUCAUUUCUCUCUACUCCCUUAGCCUCAUUUCUCUCUACUCCCUUAGCCUCAUUUCUCUCUACUCCCUUAGCCUAGGUUCUCUCUACUCCCUUAGACUAGGUUCUCUCUACUCCUUUAGCCUCAUUUCUCUCUACUCCCUUAGCCUCAUUUCUCUCUACUCCCUUAGCCUAGGUUCUCUCUACUCCCUUAGCCUAGGUUCUCUCUACUCCCUUAGCCUCAUUUCUCUCUACUCUCUUAGCCUCAUUUCUCCCUACUCCCUUAGCCUAGGUUCUCUCUACUCCCUUAGCCUCAUUUCUCUCUACUCCCUUAGCCUCAUUUCUCUCUACUCCCUUAGCCUCAUUUCUCUCUACUCCCUUAGCCCCAUUUCUCUCUACUCCCUUAGCCUAGGUUCUCUCUACUCCCUUAGCCUAGGCACUCUCUACUCCCUUAGCCUCAUUUCUCUCUACUCUCUUAGCCUCAUUUCUCUCUACUCCCUUAGCCUCAUUUCUCUCUACUCCCUUAGCCUCAUUUCUCUCUACUCCCUUAGCCUAGGUUCUCUCUACUCCCUUAGCCUAGGUUCUCUCUACUCCCUUAGCCUCAUUUCUCUCUACUCUCUUAGCCUCAUUUCUCUCUACUCCCUUAGCCUCAUUUCUCUCUACUCCCUUAGCCUCAUUUCUCUCUACUCCCUUAGCCUCAUUUCUCUCUACCUUAGCCUAGGUUCUCUCUACUCCCCUAACCUUUCACUUUCUCAAGUGGUUCACUAGAUUAUAAGCUUGUCUAUGCUAUAACAGCUUUGGCAUCACUUCAUAAUCCUGGCAUCACUUCAUACUCCUGGCAUCACUUCAUACUCCUGGCAUCACUUCAUACUCCUGGCAUCACUUCAUACUCCUUGAAUCACUUCAUACUCCUGGCAUCACUUCAUACUCCUUGAAUCACUUCAUACUCCUGGCAUCACUUCAUUCUCCUUGAAUCACUUCAUACUCCUGCCAUCACUUCAUACUCCUGACUUUUCCAGUGCUUAAAUUUUUGUAAGGCUUGUUUUGCCUUGAACACACACGGUCAUUUAACACAGUGGUUCCCAAACUUUUAAAUUUGGCGGACCGGUGAAAAAGUUUUGAAAUUUUACCAGGGACCGGUGCAUGAUUUAUUUUUAUACUUUUAUUUCUAUUUGACAAUAAAUAUUUAUGUUAUGGGGGCCGGCAGCGUUAGGCAUGCGGACCGGUGAAGGUCCACGAACUGCCAUUUGGGGACCACUGAUCUAACACACACAGUCAUCUAACCCACACGGUCAUCUAACACACAUGGUCAUCUAUCUUGCGAGUAUACAGAACCUACGCAAUUCCUGUCAAUCAAACCUUUUUACCAUACCAUUCACCAUUGCUCAUGCUCAUUGCACAGUAAAAAAUGUUUUGCCUGUAACACACUACACACAGCCUGUAACACACUACACACAUAAUGUAAUACACUACACACAGGAUUGUGUUAUGAGCAACUGUCAAAUUGUUCAGAAUGAUUUUGCUUCUAGUUAUAUUAUUCAUGGUGCAAAGGAAGACUGGAGUUCAAAUCAAUUUUCAUUUGAAUAAAAUUUCUUAUAUAAAUAAACUAAUUGGUCUAGAAGCAUGAAUAAAUACAGAAUUAUUUUACCUCUGUUUUUAUUUAUGCUGCAACUGCAAAGAAAUAUUUAUUUGUGCGGCAUAUUCAUUAAAAUUCAUUCAUAUAAAUUUCAAAAUAACUUCCAAGACAAGUAACUGCCACAAAAAUCUAUAAAUUAUCUGAUUGUAACUGUAACUGUAUAUAGAAAAGAAACACUAAUCAUUUCACGUUUUCAGCAGGGCUUUACAAAUGUAAUAACUUUGUCUGUAUCCAACUUUUGGAUAGAGAAGUUGUCAGUUUAUUAGUAAGAUGCCGUCCCGGACAUCCAUUGGUCCUAAACAAAAAAAAUUUUUAAAAUUCAAUUUGUGAAAUUGUCUAUGUUAAAUUUCUCUUAAUGUGCUAUAAUAAUAGCUUAAAGACUCAGCAACCUUUUUCUGCUAGGCCAUUGAAAUGAGAAAAAAAGAUGCCUUAUGGCCACGUCUGCUGAUGGGUUUCAACCAAGUUAAGGCGCAUGUUACCAUUAGAAGCUGUUUCCUGUUGUCCCAUUAACAGUAGCAGUAGUUCUCAGUGGGAUGGGCAAAUGUUCCAUUGUUCCAUCCAACUACAGAAGUAAAAUAUUCUAUUUUAUAUAAGCAUUAAUGAGUGCAUUAUUUCACAGCAAGAGGGUUGUAACAUUUGUCAUGUAUCCGCAGUUAGAAAUCCUGUCACCAGGUUAUUUCCCUGAGAAUAUUUCACUUAACUCAUGACGCUGUCACCAGUGCAUACGAGAGUUGUUUGGAGUUAAAUCUUGUAGGGAAUGUCCUGUUCUGGUGUGUCAUAAAUUUUUAUUUUAUUUGUUGCCAUAAUAAAAUAAGUACAGAUACUUCCCUUCCUCACAUGUGCCUGUAGAAUACCGGGCCUAUACCUAGUCUUAAGGGCAUGCUGGGAAGUAAAUCACAAACCUUUGCCGCGGGUUGCUGUUCAUGUGAGGAACAUAAAUAAAACUGGGAACUGCUCAUGAAUAUUUUGAAUGAAAAGGACAUUUGAACUCAUUUCAUUUUGUGCUUUUUCUCUUGUACAUGCGUUUUGUAUGAAAGAAAUUUGGAAAAAUUCACCAAAAUUACAUUUUUCACAUAAGCACAGUACAUAUUAUAACUUAACAUUUUCUAAUAGGACAUUCCUUUUAACUUAUAGUAUCUCAAACUUGAUGUGAUGAAAGAUAGAAAAAAAUACUGAGUACGUUUAUUGGGAUGGGUUUGAAUGCAACAGUGGAGAAGUAAAAUUUUAUUCAACGUGUAAAGGUCAAGGUCAACUUACAUGAUAUAAAACAAAUUGUUUUUCAUACCAUGUGAUUCCUUGUCCAAUUUACUUUCAGAAAUGUACACUUGGUAAGGGACCCAGAAAUAAAUUUUGUAUAGGACAUAGUUAUUUUGGACAAGCAUAUUGAAAUACUAAAAACAGCUUGACGUCACAGAGCAGAUGCCCUUGACAUUAAUUUAUAGGGUUAAUGUCAGGUAUGGUCUUAACCACAACCAGGCAACCUUCAUUUAUCGUGAAGACGUGUCAAUUGUUUGAAAUUUAUUUUAUACUCUCCUUCACGUUUCAGAGAGUUGUCCCAACUGUAAAUCUGAACAUUUCCCCAUGUACUCUUUUGGUAUCAGGUUCUGGCCGUUCAUCGACGAUGAGCUGAGACGAGCAGCUUUUGAGCGACAUGUCAGCGUCUAUCUCAUGGCCAGUAGAUGGGACCACACAAAGUAUGAGAUGUACCCAUUCCUGAGGUCGCUCAAUAGUCUUAAAGGCCAAAUGGAUGUACAAGUGGUAAUUUAAAAUUUAAAAAAAAUUUUUUUUUUGGUAGCGUAGGAAAUGAUGUUUUUUUUUUUUUGGUAGUGUAGGAAAUAAUAUGUAUGUAAACUAAGGUGUAAUUGUAAUGGUAAACUACGGUAUAAUGGUAAACUAAGGUGUAAUGGUAAACAAAGGUGUAAUGGUAAACUAAGGUGUAAUGGUUGUUCAUAAUAAAUAUCAUGAAAAGCUAGAGGAAGUUUGCUUCUGAAUGGGAUUAGAAGCACUUGCCUUGUAUCAUAGAGCUUAUGACAUUUGUACUUGCCUUGUAUCCUAGUGCUCAUCUCAUGACAUGUGUACUUGCCUUGUAUCAUAGUCCUCAUGACAUUUAAUUUUUUUUUUUAGAAACCUCUUGUUUGUGACAUUUAUGUUAAGUGUGAUGGUAAUGACAGACUUCCUUUUUCAUUAAGAAACUGUUCACUGUGCCGAGCACACCAGAAGAAAAGCGGAUCCCUUAUGCACGUGUCAGUCACAGCAAGUACAUGGUUACAGACCAACAUGCUUACAUAGGUAAUUAUAAUUACUUCUGUUUUCAAAUAAAGCCAUGAUGAACAGACAACAUCAGUGAUGUUGAGACAACAUCAGUGAUGAAUUAGGUGAUGUUAACUGUAACAGAUUACUUCAGAGAUUUCAUGAAAAGAAUUUUAUGGUUUUAUGGAUGAGAGCCUCCACAUAAAAUAAUUGCAGAUUUGAUGGUGAUUUUAUUUAAUCUAACGAUGCUUACACUUUUAGCCAUUUUAAGUUAUCCUAAAUUCUGGUUCCUGUUCAUACAUAAGUUGCUCCCCCUAGUUUAGGACGGGAAGAAGCAUGAAAAGUGUAUGAAGCGCUCAUGAUCCGAUCUCAUAAUUUAAUAGGCCAGUUUGGCCAAUUCUGUACUGAAAAAAUUUCAGAAAUGUGUAGCUUUCAUGCGUUGCAAUCAGCUUUUAUUAUUCAGUUAUUAUUAUUACAUCAAGGGGAUAGUACACCAUCCACUCCCGGUUUUACCAAUAAUUAAAGCUUCUGGUAACAAGUUUGAAUCUUGUAGAGAGUUGGGUUGACUAGGAUCUUGGCCAACUUCAGUAACAAUUUCGUUAUAUAAUGUACUUGGAGAAAAUUAUAAAAAUCUCAUCACCCCACUUAUAAGCUGACCACAUCAUUUGACCCUCUUGUGCUGAUCAACCGACUGACUUAUUGCCUUGACAUAUUUUCUUUUAAGUCGGCUUUAGAACAAAUAUAAUCUAAUAAUUGAUACCGGUAUUAUUUGUAGAGAUUUAUUCAAUCCUGAUUACGUUAUUAUUAUUUAGUACCAAGCUCCCAUAUGGGAAAUGUAAAAAUCACAGCGAAAUUUUUAGGGGGGGGGGGGGGGGGCUUGCACAUCACUUAAUUUUUUAUACUCUCAGGCACGUCCAACUGGUCUGGAGACUAUUUUAUAAGUACUGCUGGAGUUGGCUUUGUCCUGCAAGAGCCAGAUGACGGUCUUCAAAACAGCAACACUUUGAGAGAGCAACUGACAGCCGUCUUCCUCAGAGACUGGCACUCUAAUUACACUGAAUACGUCCGCAGCAAUUAACAGUAGCAGUGACAUGUAUUCAUGUAUUACUAACUUUACCUCAUAUAAGUAAUUAUAAGUUUAAUGUUUAUCAUUCAUUGGUUUAACAUAUAAUAAAGAAAAAAAAAGGAAAUCUUCUUUCAUUUCAAAUGUAUUAUUAUUCCAUUCAAAAGUGUGUCAGUCAAACUGAUCAACAUAUGAACUUGAAAAAAUGGUGUAUAAAUAUAGAAUAUGAAAUGUAACAUCCUUAGAUUCAUUUUUAUAAGUUCACAUUACGUGUGCCGGUACUUGCACUUAAAUUUUUGUUUACAAAAAAAAACAAAAAAUGUAUGAAUUUUGUGUGAAGAAAAAAUUAACUAAACAUUUCAAUUCAGCUUAGGAAACAACUGUUAAAAAACAACAACACAGUAGCAUAUCAUAUUGAUUAUCAAUUGACAAAAAGAUCUGCUCCUCUUACAUUCACUAUGCAAUCCACACUAACGUAUUGAGUGACAUUAUAUUUUAUCAGCUCCUCUUGCAUUCACUGCAAAAAUCAUGAUGUCCCACCCACAUCACAGCAGUGUUAACAAAUUGUGCCUUCUUUUCAUGAUUACAAUGUCCAACUUUUCUAAAAAAUUAUCAUUAUGUUUGUCUUCAUUUAAGGAAGAAAAAAAAUGAAAUCUCACAGUUUUUCUAUGCCGUCGGAAUCUGGACAAAUACUUUUUGAAAACUUUUAUGACUGAAAUUCAUGUUGUUUUUAGCUUCAUCAAGUUGAGUAGAAAAUUAAUUAAGAGACAUACAGUGUCAAAGGGAUAUAAUUACUGCUCAAACAAUAUUUCCCAAUGUUUGUUCAUAUGCCUCAUAAUCAGAAAGUAAUGUGUUUAAAUGUAACUCUAGCCAUAAAUAAGCAAAUGGCUCGAUUGGAAUGAAAUCAUCUGACCAACUAUUGAACUAUACUUGGGGAAGAGGAAAACCUAGAUUUGAAAAAAAAAAUGGAGGACUAGAACCAGCUUAUUGGGUCUGGACAAACUCUCCUUACACAAGGGUUUGAAAAUUGAAUGGGUAAAAUAAAAGCUUGUUUACAGUACAGCAUUUUAUUUUCCUGUGUUUUUUAACAAGGGUCAUUCAAAAUGUAUCGGUAUCUAAUUUCUGCUUGAAUAAAAGAUGCUUUAAAAUUAAAAUAUUUUUUAUAACAAUCACUUUUAAACAGUCUUUCACCACAAUCAAUAAACAUUGAGACUUGUAAUCUAUAUCGAAAGGCACUUGACAAGCUAGGAUUAAAAAAUAAUUAUACUAUACACCUACAGAAAAUUUCAAUUUAGUGCAUAAGAAUAAUAAGUAUUACCGGUAGCAAACUGCAAGGCUAUUUUAUUUCAGUUGAGCAUUAAAUUAAACAUAAUCAUGUAAGUAGUAAAGAAGUAGAAGUCAUAUCAAAUUUAUUAUUUUUAACUACCAGUAUUUAAUUAGAGGCGGGAUGACCCAUUCAAAUGGCUUUACCGGCGUGUCAAAUCUUCUAAGCCGCAAGUCAUUACUCCUAUCAAAUAAACACUAAAUAAACCAAGUACAAUUUAUUUAUUUUUAUUCUUAAUGACUUUAUGCACAUUAUUCUCAAAUGAAAACACUUCUACACGUGCCACCACACACAUAAAUAAACAGUAUAGAUUUUAAUGUACCGGUAAAUAUAACUCUAAUAUAUAUAUAUAUUUAUAUUAAUAUAUAUUUAUUAUUAUAGACUGAAACAUGUUGGUCAAAAUAUGUGAGACGUGGGUGGGGGAGCAGAAAUCUAGGACGCCAACCGAAGGCUCCCCAGCGAAAGACGAGAGGUUAGGGAUGGGGCUAACCCCCACCCAAGAAUAUUUUAUUAGAAAUUCAAAAUGCAAUGAUGCAUUUUAUGGCAUACCGGUACCUGAAGUUAGUUUUGCAUCAUUCCUUUAAUUGGAGAGCAAAAGAAUAAAUUUUAGUGUAAAUAAGAGUGCCCAUGGACCUGGUUGGUUUGUACCGCAGUAGGUACGGCAGUAAAUAUUAAUUUUUUUAUAACUUUUCUUUGAGAUUACGGCACUAGUUUGAAUUUAUUUUAUUUUUUAAAUCAGAUAAAAAAUAAGGGCUGGUAUGCCUUACAAGCACGUACCAUCACAAAAAAAAAGCGCAAGCAGAACAAAGAAACACGUUCAUUUUAAAACAUUUAUAUGCCACAUGCAGACCGCCGCUUAGUGACCCCUCAAUUAGAAUUAGUCUCAUUUAUUUCACCCAACUGCAUAUUUCAGCAAAAGUGUAAUUUGUUUGCUAUCGUUUAACCACUGUUAUUGUCACACCAUCUCUAAAAAUAAAAUUUUUAAAAACUUAAAACUAAUAUGACAACUUUAUGCAUAAUAAUACACUCAAGUUCAAGUCAGACACUUCCAUCAGAACCCUAAAUUUGAAAUUAACAUUUAUGUUCUCUGCCCUAGGUUUUCAUUCCGUCCAAGAACAGUUUUUGGUAUAUCUUUUUUAGAUUUUAAGGAUACAACAAGGGUAGGAUCAACUAAAUCAGACUCCUUCAAUGUUCGUUCAUCUCUUUCUUCUUGUAUACUUUUAUCUUUAAAAGGGCUAUUUUUGUCUUUGCGGAUUGUCCAUUCCAAAUUAUAACCAAUAAAUCCCACUAUAGCAGCAACAGGAAGGGUGAUAUAUGGUGCAUAUACUCGAGCAGCAUUGAAGAUAAGGUUCCACAUUUUUUUAGUUACCGGAUUUGAUCAAAGUUUAUCAAAAACUUAAAUAAGAAUCCAAAGAAAUGAUCUCGAGGACAAUGACAUGG
Messenger RNA from Lymnaea stagnalis (great pond snail), 19499 nucleotides. The record is from the annotation of a GenBank genome assembly. Lineage: Eukaryota; Metazoa; Mollusca; Gastropoda; Lymnaeidae.